Dendrobium catenatum is the source of this 2401-nucleotide messenger RNA. Its product is annotated as glycerol-3-phosphate dehydrogenase SDP6, mitochondrial. Gene Ontology annotation, biological process: glycerol-3-phosphate metabolic process. The coding region runs from base 126 to 2021 and encodes 631 amino acids. Gene Ontology annotation, cellular component: glycerol-3-phosphate dehydrogenase (FAD) complex; mitochondrion. Lineage: Eukaryota; Viridiplantae; Streptophyta; Magnoliopsida; Asparagales; Orchidaceae. The record is from RefSeq and is a predicted model, not a curated record. Gene Ontology annotation, molecular function: glycerol-3-phosphate dehydrogenase (quinone) activity. The transcript is spliced from 8 exons.
AAACGCAAACAGCAACACAGCGGACAUUGUUCCGAUUCUGUCGCAGCACUGAAUCGGAGGCGGAGAAAAGGAGCGGAAGGCAAAAGAAGCCAGAAGGAAAGGCGGAAAAAAACUCGCCACCGAUCAUGGCGGCGUCGAAAUUGAGGACUCUUGGAGCGGUCAUGGCGGCGACGGGAAUGUCUUACACGGCGGUGACCCUCCUGUCUUCGCCGGUUUCCGCAAGUGACCGCGGGGCGACCGCUGCGUUGGAAAGCGCGCGGCGGCGGACAACCGAUCCGGCAGCCAUCGUACCUUCCAGGGAGGUCCAAGCGGCUGCGUUGAUGGGUGCUUCCGCGGCUAGCCCUCUCGACGUCCUUGUGAUCGGUGGCGGCGCCACCGGCUGCGGCGUGGCUCUCGAUGCCGUAUCACGCGGCCUGCGAGUAGGCCUCGUCGAGAGGGAGGAUUUCUCGUCGGGAACCUCAUCGCGCUCCACCAAGCUUAUUCAUGGAGGGGUAAGAUACUUAGAAAAAGCUGUCUUUAAUCUUGAUUAUGGACAGCUUAAGCUUGUUUUCCAUGCAUUGAAGGAGAGAAAACAAGUUAUUGAGAACGCUCCUCACUUAUGCCAUGCUUUGCCAUGCAUGACACCUUGUUUUGAUUGGUUUGAGACUCUGUAUUAUUGGGUUGGAUUAAAAAUGUAUGAUCUUGUUGCUGGUAGAAGAAUGUUGCAUUUGUCCAGAUACUAUUCUGCCGAUGAGUCAAUUGAGCUUUUCCCUACACUGGCCAGAAAAGGCCAUAAUAGAAGUCUCAAAGGGACAGUAGUUUAUUACGAUGGACAAAUGAAUGAUUCUCGCCUGAAUGUUGGACUAGCUUGCACUGCUGCUUUAUUGGGUGCUUCGGUAUUCAACCAUGCAGAAGUUAUAUCAUUAAUUAAGGAUGAGAACAACGAGCGGAUUAUUGGUGCCCACAUCCGAGAUAAUCUGUCAAGAAAAGAGUUUGACACUUAUGCAAAAGUAGUUGUAAAUGCUGCUGGACCAUUUUGUGACUCAAUAAGGCGCAUGGCUAACAAAGAGGCACCAAACAUGAUUUCUCCAAGUAGCGGUGUGCACAUCGUUCUUCCUGACUAUUAUUCUCCUGAAGGGAUGGGUCUAAUUGUUCCCAAGACAAAAGAUGGUCGUGUUGUAUUCAUGCUUCCUUGGUUGGGAAGAACAGUUGCAGGAACCACAGAUUCCAGCACUGUCAUUACCAUGUACCCUGAACCUCAUGAAGAUGAAAUACGAUUUAUUCUGGAUGCCAUCAGUGAUUACCUGAAUGUUCAGGUUAGGCGUACUGAUGUCCUUUCAGCUUGGAGUGGUAUCCGACCCUUAGCCAUGGACCCAUCAGCAAAGAACACUGAGAGUUUAUCUAGAGAUCAUGUCGUCCAUGAGGAUCAUCCUGGUUUAAUUACUAUCACAGGAGGAAAAUGGACAACUUAUAGAAGCAUGGCUGAAGAUGCAGUUAAUGCAGCAGUUAGAUCUGGCAAGCUGAGUCCCAGCAAUGGCUGUGUGACUGAAAAUCUCUGUAUUGUUGGAGGAGAUGGAUGGGAGCCAGCAUCGUUCACCACACUUGCUCAAUACUAUACACGCAUGAAAAAAACACAUGGCGGUAAAGUUAUUCCUGGCAUUAUGGACAGUGCAAUCUCUAAACAUUUGUCACAUGCAUACGGCACUUCAGCGGAAAGAGUGGCUCUGAUUGCUCAGAAUGAAAAUCUAGGCAAGAGGCUUGCCCAUGGGUACCCAUUCCUGGAGGCUGAGGUAGCAUACUGUGCUCGGCAUGAGUACUGCGAAUCUGCUGUCGAUUUCAUCGCCAGGCGAUCUCGGCUUGCUUUUCUCGAUACUGCUGCUGCAAGGAGAGCAAUACCCCGUGUGAUUGAGAUUUUAGCUUCUGAGCACAAGUGGGACAAGGCUAGGAAGAAGCAUGAGCUCCAAAUGGCCAAAGACUUUCUGGAAACCUUCAAGUCAUCCAAAAAUGCCCAAUUUCAUGAUGGAAAACAUACAAGUAAAUAACCAAUUUCAACUUCAACCUCUCUUCAAGACUCCAUUGGCAAGCUUUGAGUAUAUCUACUAUAGCAAUAAAAGGGCGAGCAACCUGCAGGUUUCUCUACGCCAUGACAAUUUCAGGUAAACUAACUUGACAAUAACAUGAAAGCCUAGCCCCGUUUUCUUAUUCUUUAAGGCUUGCGCUUUACAGUUAUUUUUAAACACUUCAAUUGUAAUUGUUGUCUUUAUCAUAUCCUGUUACAUAACCAGAUUAUCAUUUCCCAAAACUUAUUAUUUUUUUUCAUUUUUUUAUCUGUUCUGAGGAUUUUGUACUUCUUAGGCUUAUUCUUCUGAUCCUUGUAUUGUUAUUAACUCAUUUCAUUUAACCUCUGUUGCCUGGCAUUCCU